AUGGAAGAAAGCUACGCUGCUCUUCGUGUGGAAAUGGAGUGUGGCCAUGAACCGAACAGGAAGCCCCUGGCGAAGGAGAUUGGCACAGGGAGGGAGAAGGAGACUGUGCAAGCAUUUAGCCCUUGCCGUUCUUCUGAUCGUAUACAAAUGGCAGGUUUGAGAAAGACCCCUGUUGCGGAACAGCAGGAUGAAGAAGAGGCCAGUGGUGCUGAUAUGGAAGAUGAUCCCAUGGACCACGAUGAUCCCACAGGUCAUGAUGAUUACGCUCCACUGUUACCGAUGUCAUCGCAAGAACCAUCACAGCCUGUUAAACCAAAGACCACAUCCUCUCUGGUUAAGCUUAUGGAAGAUGAGAACUUGAAGCAGCACCUGCUGAGGAAACACCCGGAGAUAGCCACUCCAUUGGAGGGAGCAGAAUCAGAUCCUGUGUCUGUGGCACAACAACACGGCACCAUGAAACAUGCUGAAGGGACCAGACUGAGACAGAGACUGACCGCCACCUGCACCAUAUGUGGGCGUAUGGUGACCAUGAAGAACAUGCGAGCACACAUGAACAGAAAACACCCUGAUUCCUGCCGGGUGGAGAAAAAGGUAUUCCAGGAGUAUGGGAAAACCAAAGGUCUUACGGAUAGCACACGGAGACUGAUGGUGAACAUUAUUGUGGCCGACAUGAUGGAAAAUCAUGGGAUCCCCCCAUCAAGUGUCCGCACCAACUACGCCCUGGGGAUUGUGACUUUAUUCCCCUACUUGAAUGAUCCCGAUUCAGAGCAUGGUUAUGAACAAUAUUACGACGCAGCUAGUGGGUCUGGUUAUCUGACCUGGAGAAUAAAGACAGUGGGGCGCAACAAAUCAUGUAAGAUCAAGAGGAGAACCAAGUCCACCUAUCAAAAUGGUCCAAAGGCUCAACAAAGUUCCCCUUCAGCUGUUGAGGAACUGUUAGAUGAACAAGUGUCCAUGUCUGAGGUCUCGAUCUGCUCAGUUGGGUCUGAUUCCUCUGGAUCAGCUUUAACUCUGGAAAAAAKCAAGGCAAGAAAAAGASGUCUGACUGAUGAACCUACAGACAGAAAUGCAGCAAGAGACAUGAUCAGUGCCAUCCUUCACUCAAAGCCAGGUGGAGAAAAGGUAUUCCAGGAGUAUGGGAAAACCAAAGGUCUUACGGAUAGCACACGAAGACUGAUGGUGAACAUUAUUGUGGCCGACAUGAUGGAAAGUCAUGGGAGGAUCCCCCCAUCAAGUGUCCGCACCAACUACGCCCUGGGGAUUGUSACUUUAUUCCCCUACUUGAAUGAUCCAGAUUCAGAGCAUGGCUAUGAAAAAUAUUACGAUGCAGCUAGUGGGUCUGGUUACCUGACCUGGAGAAUAAAGACAGUGGGGCGCAACACAUCAUGUAAGAUCAAGAAGAGAACCAAGCCCACCUAUCAAAAUGGUCCCAAGGCUCAGCGAAGUUGCCCUUCAGCUGUUGAGCAACUGUCGGGGGAUGAAUGCAGAGAGGCGAUAUCUGUGCUUCAGCAUACAACAACUAAUGAGUCAUCUGGUUCGAGAGAAGAUGAUGGCGACGUUCCAAUACAGACAGGAGGUGGUUCAUGAUCCGGAGAAGUCCUCAACUGUCCUAGAUGUCUUCCCCAGAUUCCUUGACACUACAGGCUUG
Molecule: messenger RNA, 1648 nt
Organism: Salvelinus sp. IW2-2015
Lineage: Eukaryota; Metazoa; Chordata; Actinopteri; Salmoniformes; Salmonidae
Source: RefSeq, a predicted model, not a curated record